UUAGUUGAUCGAGAAAGCGGCAGGACUGUCAAGCUUAGCGGACUGCGGUCCCGCGAAGCUGGUAUCCUCAGACCGCCUAAGAGACUUUACUUUCCGACUGUCGAAGGAAGGAAGUUCACUUUUGAAUGAUCAGAAAUUUCAUAAGAGAAGAGAAAUUCAUAAUCAAUCAAGCGUGAAAAGAAUCAAUAAGACGAAGAAAUGUUAGAAGGAGCUAAGUUAAUAGGUGCGGGAGCUGCAACAAUCGCUUUAGCUGGAGCUGCAGUCGGAAUUGGAAACGUAUUCAGUUCUUUGAUUCAUUCGGUAGCUCGAAAUCCAUCAUUAGCUAAACAGUUAUUUGGUUAUGCCAUCUUGGGCUUUGCUCUUACCGAAGCAAUUGUACAUUAA
Molecule: messenger RNA, 384 nt
Organism: Salvia hispanica
Lineage: Eukaryota; Viridiplantae; Streptophyta; Magnoliopsida; Lamiales; Lamiaceae
Product: ATP synthase subunit C family protein
Biological process (GO): proton transmembrane transport; proton motive force-driven ATP synthesis
Molecular function (GO): proton transmembrane transporter activity
Source: RefSeq, a predicted model, not a curated record